AGCUGUUGAAAUCACUUCAAGACGCACUGUAACAGAGCAAUCUUUUCCAAUUAAUACUCAUGUUUAGCACAGUUAACACUUCAUUUUGCUGAAUCUUUUGAUACGAAGAGGUUGAGUCGCAAAUGCCCUCUGCUUUUGGACAUGUCGUAAUAAUAAUGCCAGAACAGGGCACCAGUAUCCUCUUCAAAGGAACUUGGGAAUUUCUCAAAUUGCGGAUUUGGCUGUAAGUAGUCUGGCUAACUAUUUUACAUGACCAAUAGGCUAUUAAUCUAUAUCGAUUACUGUGAUAUGUGCAAGCAAAUAUGUUAAAGGACAUACUACAAUGUGAUGGAUAUGCAUUUUAAGACUCCCAAUCUAUCCCGAUGGAUUAUUAACAUUGCAUUUUAGCCUACUCCGUAUCUAUGUCUUCGGGACAGAUAAUGGCAACGCUUCGUUUGGUGUGGGUCGCACACUGCUCAAGGAAGUAUCUUUAGGCUAAAAAACCUGAACACAGACGUGGGUAUCAUUUAUGCGCCUGAUACUGCGACAACACGGAAAACAAAUAUAGAGCAUACUUAAAAAAAUCAACAUAUGAGUCGUUUUGAGACGCUAAUAUCAAUACGGCAAUGGAAAACACUGGGAUUGAAGAGGUUAACCAGACACACCAGCAACACGAGCCCAUCAGUUUUGGAAUAGACCAGAUACUGAACAGCACUGACCCGUCCAGCAGCUGCAUGCUGCCCAACCGAACCAGCGACACGGAUUACACGAACGUUUACACCAAUGGCUAUAACAGCGUCUAUAACCCGGCCUGCUCCAUGGCGGCUGGGCUCGCUGGUUCCUAUAACGUGAAUAUGAACAUGAAUGUGAGCAUGAACAUGAACGUUAACGUAAACGGAGGGAACGCCGGUGGUGUUAUCAGGGUACCAGCUCACAGACCCAUGCCACCGAAUCCGCCACCUCCUAGCCAUCCGCCUUGCCUCGCGGCUUGCAUCCCCUCAGUGACUUCAAUGACAAGUAUGGGAAAUGCGGCCAACUUCACCUUCCCGUGGAUGGAGAGCAGUAGAAGAUUCGCAAAAGACAGACUCACUGCGGAGCAGGCAGAGGACAGACAAGCAGGAGACCCCAGUGGGAGGCCAGGAGCCCCCCCGGCCCUGCCAGGCCUCUGCCCUCUCCCCAAGGGGGACAUCGGCAGGGUCCCUACCUGGAGCUCUAUGGAGACAUUAGCCAAACACUAUUACCCUGAACUCGCUCACCUGCGAGACACUGGCCCACUUGCAGACUAUCCCUUUCGAAAGGGUACUUGUCCAGCAGCCCUUUCGCCCUUCUCCGUGACCCGGCGCAUCGGCCACCCCUAUCAGAACCGGACACCACCCAAGAGAAAAAAGCCCCGUACCUCGUUCAGCCGAGUGCAGAUCUGCGAGCUGGAGAAACGCUUUCACCGGCAGAAAUACCUGGCGUCAGCGGAGCGCGCCACCCUGGCCAAGGCCCUGAAGAUGACGGACGCACAGGUCAAAACCUGGUUCCAGAACAGGAGGACAAAAUGGAGGAGACAGACAGCCGAGGAGCGCGAGGCAGAGAGACAGCAGGCAAACCGUCUGAUGCUGCAGCUCCAACAGGAGGCCUUUCAGAAGACCCUGAGCCAACCCCUGCAGCAGGACCCCCUCUGUCUGCACAACUCCUCCUUGUACGCCUUACAGAACCUACAGCCCUGGGCGGAGGACAACAAGAUCAUAUGUGGACUUCUUGGCAUGGACAGAUAUACGUUUAGUUCCACUGAAAUGGACUAUGAUCAAUGAGUCUACUAAGUUUUUUUCAGACCUGAUUCUGUCAAGUCAUUUUCCUACCUUACACUAGAUUUUCACUCUCCCUUCAGCUGUCUGUCUAAACAGAGGACGAAGCGAAAUCCUCACUACCAGACCACUAACAGACACAUCGGUAGAUGCCUACCAUCAAGACUGUCCUGUUGCCAACAGGGAGCACUGACUCUCAGCCAUACGGCAACAAAACUGGAUCCCAUUCCUUUGCUUUUGACUUUGUACAAUGUAGUAAUGCAUGUUUCAAAUAUUUCUGUGUGCACUUGGAAUUGCCGUUGCAGUCACCAGCCUUCCAGGUGGAUCCUUUCCCUGACUGCAGUUUGCAAGUGGUAUCUGUUCGAGGAUUACUCAUAAGGUGUUUUACACCUUUUAAGGUGUUUUAUAUUAAAUGAUAUCAUGACUUUUUGAAAAGAUUAUCAACAUUGGAAGCCUCUCUUUUGUUGUUGUUCUUUCACCAGAAAGGAUAACUGCAAGAUUUCACACAAUCACACAGUUUCACACAUUUUCAUACCUCCUAAAGUAAGUGUCCUCUAAUCUAUCAACAUGAUGUUGUUGACGAUGCCACACUUAUUGGAAUCUUUCAGUGUUUCUCAUUCAUUCCAAUAUUCCAUCCUUAUGACAACUUCAUCUCCACAGCCAAACCAGCAGGCCAUGUUUCACAUAACACCAGAAAAGGUUAAACGUUUUGCAUAGAGUGCUCUUAUCAGUAAAGUUUAUUACAACAAUGUUUUUCUGUGAGACUGCUUGGAUGCUAGUGAUGCACAUGAAGUCCGAAUCCAACAAUUAACCCAACACAGCGAAUUCUCUGGGAAACGAGGCCCAGGAGGGAUGUCUUCUGAACA
Molecule: messenger RNA, 2638 nt
Organism: Oncorhynchus kisutch (coho salmon)
Lineage: Eukaryota; Metazoa; Chordata; Actinopteri; Salmoniformes; Salmonidae
Gene: tlx2
Product: T cell leukemia homeobox 2
Exons: 5
Coding region: 606-1778 (390 amino acids)
Biological process (GO): animal organ development; regulation of transcription by RNA polymerase II
Cellular component (GO): nucleus
Molecular function (GO): DNA-binding transcription factor activity, RNA polymerase II-specific; RNA polymerase II cis-regulatory region sequence-specific DNA binding
Source: RefSeq, a predicted model, not a curated record